This is a messenger RNA of Melitaea cinxia (Glanville fritillary), 1192 nucleotides long. It is a transcript of the gene mRpS29, whose product is annotated as 28S ribosomal protein S29, mitochondrial. The record is from RefSeq and is a predicted model, not a curated record. Gene Ontology annotation, biological process: apoptotic process. The coding region runs from base 26 to 1141 and encodes 371 amino acids. NCBI's taxonomy places the organism in Eukaryota, Metazoa, Arthropoda, Insecta, Lepidoptera, Nymphalidae. The transcript has 8 exons. Gene Ontology annotation, cellular component: mitochondrial ribosome; mitochondrial small ribosomal subunit. Gene Ontology annotation, molecular function: structural constituent of ribosome.
UCAUUCAGUAUUUAUACUGUGCACAAUGCUGUCUCGUAAUAUGAGAUUUUUAGCGCGACGUUAUUCUCAAGCGGUUACAUUUAGAACAACAGAAUCUUCACCUUCACAGCACAAUGAAAACCAGAUAGGUUUAUUUUACUCUCUGAACAAUGAUUUAUGUAAGCAAUUGUUUGCCCACGGGGGCCUUCCCAAAAGCUACAUGAAACAGACUAAGACCUUCACAGAAACAACUCUAAUGGUCCGUCUACCAGCUUUGGAGAUCAUGGACUGUAUUAAAGCAACAGAUUUAAACAAACCAGCCAUCCGAUAUUUGUUAUAUGGUGAAAUAGGAGCAGGUAAAUCUUUGACUCUGGCUCAUCUUCUUCAUUAUGCAUAUGAAGAUGGCUACCUCAUCGUUCAUGUCCCUUGGGUGUCGGAAUGGUUGCGACGUGUGCCUCGCCAUAAGGAAAUGUCUAAUUCAUUGACACAUGAAGGUUUUGUUGAUUUGCCCCUUGAUGCUGCAGCAUGGCUGCUACAUUUUAAGACGCAAAACCAAAUUCACUUAAAAAAGAGCGAUUUAAAAAUAUCAAAAGAAUAUGUGUGGAGCAAACGUGAGAUUACACCAGAAGGGGCACCUUUAGCUGAACUUGUGGAACACGGGAUCACACGUGUGAAAUACGCGUGUGACGUCGUCGAUGCGCUCGUCAACGAAAUUAAAAUACUCUCUAACAGUAAACAAUGCAAGACAUUUGUAGCAAUUGAUGGUUUCAACACAUUUUUCGAACCUCUAACACGAUUGAGGACACCAACCAAGAAGAAAGUGGCCUCUGAGGAAGUCACUUUAACAUCUUCUUUUAUGGAACUUACUAAAAAUGAUUGGGUAAAUGGAGUCAUAGUUUUAACUGCAGACCAGCUGGGAGUACCACUAGAACAUCAAGAAAGUUAUCUACCUAAAUAUUUACUUUACAAAAAGGGAUUUGAACACAUAGACCCCUUCGUGCCUGUGGAAGUAGGAAGAUACAGUGAACGAGAGUUCCUUGCCUGUGCAAACUACUACAGAGACAGGUUGUGGUUGAGAGGUCCUCCAGAAACAGAAGUGGAACUCAAGCUUGCCAGCGCCUGCAACCCUUACAAAUUCAUGGAGAUGUGUGCUCCAUUAUAAGAAUAAUUUUUUGUAUUAUGUAGAAUAUUGUUAAUAAAUGUUUAGUUACUA